Messenger RNA from Eimeria acervulina, 1287 nucleotides. RefSeq lists its product as hypothetical. Lineage: Eukaryota; Apicomplexa; Conoidasida; Eucoccidiorida; Eimeriidae. The coding region runs from base 1 to 1287 and encodes 428 amino acids. The record is from RefSeq and is a predicted model, not a curated record. The transcript has a single exon.
AUGGCAGAGUUGCAGAAUCGUUUGGAUGGAAAGGAUCAUGAGGGUCACUUGGGCGCAGGCACUAAUGGGGAGCCCCACUUGACUGCUGAUGUAGCGCAGCCGCCAAGUACAUCAGCGCCCCCUGACGUGGAGGGUGAUGUACAGGAUGGUGUUGAAGGUAUUCCCGUGGCAAUCCACGAAGAGGCACCCGUCGGAGAAACAAAAACACGGGAAAGAAAGUUUGUAUGUCCAUUACCAGUCUUUGUGCUGGUCGCUUUCAUUAUGUCUGUCGUCUUGGCACGAGGGCUUUACCAUCUAGCUGGGAGAGAGAAAUCUGUGCUUCCAUACCCGGUGCCAACAGAUCGCGAGGGCCUACGGAAAACCUUGGAGGCAGUCGAGGAAGGUGCAGAGCGGUUACGAAACAAAUUUUGGGGGCUACCUGGACCGUGGCGCGAGCAAUUCAUGAAUAAUUACUCUCUACGGGUGGCCACGGAUAAUUUCACGGAGGAACAGUUUGGGUCAUGGUUUAAUUAUGCGCUUUUUCUAAAAACUCUACCUAUUCCUGAAGAGACCGAUAGCAUAGAGGAGCGGGAGGGGUAUGCUUUACGAAAUUUGCUGUUUUCCACCCUCUUACGCUGUGCCACGGAGCGUCUAGACACUCUGUCUAGACAUAUGGAGUUGUUAACGAGACGGGAUGUUCCUUUUGGUUUUUCAAUGGAAGGAAGCAUAUUGCCGCCGCUUUGGUAUGGGGACCCCCACUGUGAAUCUGUCUCGUUCGGGAAAUUCACUAGACGGCUAGAAACGCUUGGAGUUGUGGGAGUGGCACAAGGAGGCGAUUCAGGUCCGACAGUUUCCACAGCGCUAGCUGACAACCUGGCCUUUGCAUUGGCUAUACGAAAGAUCUACGAAGAUUCCGAUCGAGUAGUGACUGAAGAAUGUGAGAGGUUUCUUGCAUCUGUAGAGCAGGUGACGAAAGGGAAAACUAAAGAGGAAGCUCGCCGCAUGCAAAGCCUCGCCAUGCCAGGACUUACAGGGCGGUUUCCGGUCCCCAUCUUGGCUAAGGCCGUGGAACGAGCGAGGCUGAAGGGAGCAUCGGAAAACUUUCCUCUAUCUGCAGUUCUUAACUUGAGAAGUCGAUGGGAUGACGUUGGCGUAAGCAGUGCAGUUGUAGAUGUCAAGUUUUUGCACAGGGAUACGUUUGUAACCGGGGCCAAUUCAAAGCUUUCUGCUCUGUACGAAUAUGACAGCGCCAUGGACAUAGAGGCGUUGUCAGGAAGCAUGGUCUCGCUUGCAUUCCCCUUGAUAUAA